UCCCGGUGUACGUCGGCGCGUACCUGCGUCCGCAUCCGGCUCCGGACGCUUGCGAUCUUAGUGCGACCCAACCUGGAGGGCUAAUUGCAGACCUCCACAUGUUGGACCAUGGGAUUCCACAGAGAAUGAGCCUCCCAGUCUUCUUUCAGUAGUAAGCCGUUCUUCCCAGCUGCUCUCCUACCAUCCGCUGCCCUCAUGUCUACCAUACUCCUGAAUUUGGACUUUGGGGAACCUCCAAAAAAGGCGUUUGGAGGAAAUGCCAAACACCAACGUUUUGUUAAGAAGCGACGGUUCUUGGAACAGAGAGGAUUUCUGAAGAGAAAUAACCAACUUCCUAGCAAGGUGUCUAAAUUGCACUCAGAACCUCUAAAGAAAAGGGAAGCGUCUUCAAAAGUAGAUGGCAUUUUGAAGAUCCUUCCAUGCCCAGAAAAGAAGGAGGAAGCUGCUUCCAAAAGGGAGUCAGAGCAGUCCACAGACAAGAAAGCAUCGUUGUCUUGGCUGACCCCUGCUCCUUCAAAGAACACUGAUUCUGUUGUGGCUAAAAUCGAUUUGCUAGGGGAGUUUCAGAGUGCCCUUCCAAAGAUUAAGAGCCGUCCAGCUCACGCUCAGAAGAAGGGCUCCAAGAAGAAGCCCUUGAAGAAAGGUGCCACAGAGAAUUCCACCCAAACUCCUUCAGAGAGUAAGGGCUCCAAGAAGCCCGCACAGAAGAGUGCUGCACAGAACUCCACCCAAGCUCCUCUGGAGAAUAAAGGCUCCAAGAAGAAGAAGAAGAAGUCCUCAAAGAAAAAUGCUGCGCAAAGAUCCACCGACGCGCGUUCAGAGGAUAAGUGCCUUAAAGUCUCCCAAAACUUGCCAGGGAAGAUGGUGGCAGUCGACUGUGAAAUGGUGGGCACAGGACCCAAGGGGCGUGUUAGUUCCUUGGCCCGGUGCAGCAUUGUGAACUACAACGGGGAUGUGCUUUAUGAUGACUACGUCCUCCCCCCCUGCCACAUUGUGGACUACCGGACCAGAUGGAGCGGCAUCCGAAAGUGCCACAUGGCUAAAGCUACACCCUUUAAGAUUGCUCAGAGUCAGAUCUUGAAGAUACUCAAGGGGAAGAUAGUGAUCGGACAUGCCAUCCACAAUGACUACAAAGCCCUACAGUACUUUCAUCCCAAGUCCCUCACCCGAGACACUUCCCAAAUACCACUCCUCAACCGGAAGGCUGACUGCCCAGAGAAUGUCACUUUGUCAUUGAAGCAUCUCACCAAGAAACUGCUGCAUCGGGACAUCCAGGCUGGAAAAAGUGGACAUUCCUCAGUGGAAGAUGCCCAGGCCACCAUGGAGCUGUACAAGUUGGUUGAAGUUGAAUGGGAACAGCACCUGGCCCAGAAUCCUCCAGAAAAUUAGCAAUCCCAGGGAGACACACGCAGUAGCCCAAACCACAGUUCUGCCAGCUGCACAUCUGCAGAAGUUAGAAUUGUUGAAGAGAGGGACUUCACCAGAGACCUAAUACCCAUUGAAAUUUCAUCUCCGC
Messenger RNA from Microtus ochrogaster (prairie vole), 1516 nucleotides. It is a transcript of the gene Isg20l2, whose product is annotated as interferon stimulated exonuclease gene 20 like 2. Gene Ontology annotation, cellular component: nucleus. Gene Ontology annotation, molecular function: nucleic acid binding; 3'-5'-RNA exonuclease activity. Lineage: Eukaryota; Metazoa; Chordata; Mammalia; Rodentia; Cricetidae. The record is from RefSeq and is a predicted model, not a curated record.